AUGUCACAACUUCCGUCGAUCCGUUGGGGUAUCUUGACCACGGGAAAAAUCGCUUCCUGGUAUGUGUACGAUCUGGUCCUCUCUCGCCCAGAUGCGAAAGUUCGCCAUAUAGUGCAAGCCAUCGGAACGUCAGAUGUGAAAAGGGGGAAAUCUUUCGCCCAAAAGUACUGCCCAGAAGAGAACCCCAGCAUAUAUGGUAGCUACGAGGAAGUCUACCAGGAUCCGAAUGUCGACAUCCAGGAAAAAAAUGUACUCUGCGAGAAGCCUUUCACUCUCAAUGCCCAUGAGGCAAAGGAAGUUUUCGAAGCAGCCAAGCAGAAGGGAGUCUUCAUCGCCGAAGCAAUGUGGCUCCGCCAUCGACCGCUAGUCCUCGAGCUCCAGCGUCUCCUUCAUCAAGAGAAGGCAAUUGGCGAGGUUUUCCGAGCAACAUCCGACUUUGGAUCCGAGCUCGACAUUCCAAAUUUGCCCUUGGACAAGUAUUAUCGCCAGAACGCGCUGGGAGCGGGCUCUUUACUCGAUAUGGGCAUCUACUCAUUGACAUGGGUGAUGCUAGGUCUUGACGACCCCGGGCUUGUAGCGAAUCGGGAGAAGCCGAAGAUUCUCGCCUCACAGGAUCACUGGGAAGACAUCGAGACAGCCACCAGUGCCAUUCUGCAAUACCCUGGAAGACAAGGAAUUUUCACUUCCACAACCAAGGCGAGCGGAAACCCUGACCUGCUCGCUCGCAUUUAUGGUACUACUGGGUCUAUUGAGGUCCAUGGUGGCUGCCCCUCACUGCCAGAAGGUUUCACUGUCUAUCCGCCAUUUGAAGGAGAGCCUGGUGGGAAAGAGGCGGAUAGUAAGAUCACUCGGGGCCGAGAAAGGUUGUAUGACUUCAAAGCUCCGGGGCGCGGCUUUCAGUACCAGGCUGAUAAUAUCGCUUUGGAUGUGCUGAAUGGAAAAUUGGAGAGCUCUAUAAUCCCCCAAGCUGAGACCAUUCGAGUGAUGGAGAUCAUGGACGAAAUUCGGCGACAGGGAGGUACACGAUACCCAGUGGAUUAG
Messenger RNA from Penicillium cosmopolitanum, 1041 nucleotides. Its product is annotated as Gfo/Idh/MocA family protein. The transcript has 3 exons. The coding region runs from base 1 to 1041 and encodes 346 amino acids. The record is from RefSeq and is a predicted model, not a curated record. Lineage: Eukaryota; Fungi; Ascomycota; Eurotiomycetes; Eurotiales; Aspergillaceae. Gene Ontology annotation, molecular function: nucleotide binding.